AUGGCGGAAGACACAGUAACACGAGCCUCCAACAACAAGAGGGCCGUCGACCAGGUCGAGUACCCGUCCAACAGCCUCCCGGGCCUGAAAGAGAAGGAUGCCCUGGCCGUUGCCCAGGCCGGCGGCCAGGUGGUCGAGUCGCUCAUCUUCGAGAUGGAGCAGGAGCUCACCGCCGCCGGCGGCCUGAGGAAGGGCUUCUUCGACCUGCAGUUUAAGGACCCCCGCCACUUCACCUGGGUCAUUGUCGUCUUCGCCUCCAUGGGAGGUCUGCUCUCCGGUCUCGACCAGUCCCUCAUCUCCGGCGCCAACCUGUACCUCCCCAAGGACCUGCACCUCGACACCCGUCAGAACAGUCUGGUCAACUCUGGUAUGCCCCUGGGCGCCGUCGGCGGUGCUCUGAUCCUCGGUCCCUGUAACGAAUGGUUUGGACGACGUGGUUCCAUCAUUAUCUCUACUAUCCUGUACACUAUCGGUGCUGCUCUCGAGGCUGGUGCCAUGAACUUUGGUAUGAUUGUUGGUGGUCGUGUUAUCCUUGGUCUGGGCGUCGGUCUCGAGGGUGGUACCGUGCCUGUCUACGUCGCCGAGACCGUCGAACGUCGGAUUCGUGGUAACCUCGUUUCGCUAUACCAAUUCAACAUCGCGCUGGGUGAAGUGCUCGGCUACGCUGUGGCUGCCAUGUUCCUGCGGGUCGAGGGCAACUGGCGAUACAUCCUCGGUUCCUCCCUCGUCUUCUCCACCAUCAUGUUCUUCGGCAUGCUGUUCUUGCCCGAGUCGCCUCGCUACCUGAUGUUGAAGGGCCGCACGCUCGACGCGUUCAAGGUCUGGAAGCGCAUCCGUGGUGUCGAGACCGAAGAGGCCAAGGAGGAGUUCUUCGUCAUGAAGGUGUCUGUGCUCGACGAGCAGCACUCGGUGGUCGAGGGUGCCAAGAACAAGAACAUGCCCUGGAUGGACUUCUUCACCGUCCCCCGUGCCCGCCGUGCGCUCGUCUACGCCAACAUCAUGAUCCUGCUCGGACAGCUGACCGGUGUGAACGCCAUCAUGUACUACAUGUCGGUCUUGAUGCACCAGAUCGGAUUCGACGAGGAGAAGGCCAACUACAUGUCGCUCGUCGGUGGUGGCUCGCUCCUGCUUGGUACUAUUCCCGCCUGUUUCCUCAUGGAGAAGUUCGGACGCCGAUUCUGGGCCAACGCCAUGCUUCCCGGCUUCUUCGUCGGUCUCGCCAUCAUUGGUGGCAGUUACUACAUUGACGUCGAGACCAACCCCAACGGUGCCAUCGCCUGCUACCUCGUCGGUCUCAUCCUGUACAUGGGAUUCUUCGGAUGCUACGCUUGCUUGACCUGGGUCGUGCCCUCGGAGGUGUACCCUACCUACCUGCGCCACUGGGGAAUGACCACGUCCGACGCCCUGCUCUUCCUCGCCUCGUUUGUUGUCACCUACAACUUCUCGGCCAUGCAGGAGGCCAUGACGCCGACCGGUCUGAUGCUCGGCUUCUACGGCGGCAUUGCCGUGCUGGGCUGGUUCUACCAGCUGCUGUUCAUGCCCGAGACCAAGGACAUGAGUCUGGAGCAGAUCGACCUGCUGUUCGAGAAGCCGACCAAGGAGAUCGUCGCCAUGAACCUCAAGAACACGGCCCAGGCCAUGAGCAACUUCUUCCACUUCCGCUGGACCGCCAAGAGCCAGGAUGCUGCCCGCGCCGCGUCCCCGCCCGCCGGAGGCAUGAUGGAGAAGGACGAGAAGGACUCGAUCUGA
Neoarthrinium moseri is the source of this 1749-nucleotide messenger RNA. RefSeq lists its product as uncharacterized. Gene Ontology annotation, molecular function: myo-inositol:proton symporter activity. Gene Ontology annotation, cellular component: membrane. NCBI's taxonomy places the organism in Eukaryota, Fungi, Ascomycota, Sordariomycetes, Amphisphaeriales, Apiosporaceae. The transcript is spliced from 2 exons. The coding region runs from base 1 to 1749 and encodes 582 amino acids. Gene Ontology annotation, biological process: transmembrane transport. The record is from RefSeq and is a predicted model, not a curated record.